UAUGACUGGUGGUCCUGGGUCACAUUUAAGAGUCACAAUGGACCCAUUUGACAGCUCCGAUGCUCUGGAAGGGCCAUCAAAGGCUGCGGCGACAAACACAGAGGUACCGGUGCCGUGGACACGCUUCUCUGCCUGGCUCGAGUGUGUGUGCGUCGUUACCUUCGACCUCGAGCUCGGACAAGCCAUAGAGCUCGUUUACCCUCAUGAUGUCAAACUCACAGAGAAAGAGAAAACAAGCAUCUGUUACUUAUCGUUUCCUGACUCAUACUCAGGAUGCCUCGGGGACACUCAGUUCAGCUUCAGACUGCGGCAGUCGGUGGGCCGCAGUAGCUCUUGGUUUGGACAGGAGGAUGUGUACAACAAGGAUGCACCUGUGACCCUGCAGAAGGAGCAUGCACAUUUGCACGGGUAUGUGUAUUUCAGGCAAGUGAAAGAUGCGUCUGUCAAAAGGGGCUACUUUCAGAAGUCUCUGGUGGUGGUGUCCAGAUUGCCGUUUGUGAACCUUUUCCAUUCGCUGCUGAAGGUCAUUGCUCCUGAGUACUUUGAAAAGCAAGAACCUUGUCUGGAGACUGUCUGUAAUGAGAUUGAGCAAUGGCCCGCACCAGUACCAGGACAGACACUCAACCUACCUGUGAUGGGUGUGGUGAUGCAGGUCAGAAUUCCCUCAAAAGUCGAAACACCAGCAAGAAGCCCUGUAAGACAACCACAAACAGAGAAUCUGCUCCCUGCCCCCACGGUUCUUCCAUCAGUUCACGAGUUGGAUCUUUUCAAAUGUUUCCAGUCAGUCCUGAUUCACGUGCAGAUGCUCUGGGAGCUCAUGUUGCUAGGAGAGCCUGUGGUUGUUAUGGCACCCUCUCCAACCGUCUCCUCAGAGACUGUGUUGACCCUGGUCAGCACUAUCGCCCCACUGCACUACUGUGGUGAUUACAGACCAUACUUCACCAUUCAUGACAGUGAAUUCAAGGAGUACACGACCAGGACUCAGGCUCCGCCCAAUGUGAUACUUGGUGUCACAAACCCUUUCUUUAUAAAGACCUUUCAGUGCUGGCCACACAUUAUUCGCCUCGGAGACCUGAAGAUGUCUGGUGAUUUACCAAAGCAAGUGAAGGUCAAGAAACUGGCAAAGUUAAAAACACUAGAUACUAAAACAGGUAUAUACACAGCAUACAAGACCUUUCUACACAAAGAUAAAGCCCUCAUCAAGCAACUUUUAAAGGGUAUCCAGAAAAAAAGGCCAUCAGAGGUGCAGAGCACCAUUUUGAGGCGGCAUCUGUUGGAGCAAACGCAGAGUUUCAUUCUUCCGCUGGAACGGUAUCUGGAAAGCCUCAUGCCGCCACAGAGAUCUAUGUCUCCGUGGAAGACCCCUCCUCAGAUCCGGUCUUUCAGUCAGGAUGAGUUCAUGAAGACCCUGGAGCAAGCAGGGCCACAACUAAAUCUGAAAGGAGAUUGGACAGGCCUGUACAGGCGUUUCUUCCGUUCACCAAACUUUGAUGGCUGGUAUCGGUUCAGGCACAGAGAGAUGACUCAGAAAGUGGAAUGUCUUCAUUUAGAGGCCAUCUGUGCGGCUGAUCUGCUGACAUGGACCAAAGACAAAUCAGAAGUAGAGAUUGUUGACCUCAUCCUGAAGCUUCGGGAGAAACUGACAAGAGCUCGAAAACACCAGCUUCCAGUUAAAGAAGAACUCCUGGAGAGAUUAGAGCAGUCCAUCCAGACCAUCAUCAGCUCCUUGCCAGAGGAUCUACAGACAUUAUUACACAGACAAUGACAAUCAGACCCACGUGAACAACACUGACCAGCAGAUCCACUGAUGCAUACACAGAGACUGUCUUUCCAGUAUAUACCAGCUAUAUUUGAACUCAUAACACCUGUCCUGCACAGGUAUCAGCCCACAUCUCUUCUUCUGGUAAACCCAUACACUACCUGAGAGGCCUUUCAUUUUGGAUGUACAGUAACAACAGAUACUGCUGCUAUACAGGGUCCAAGAUGACACAUGAAGAACACAGAAAACAUUGAUACUUGGAUUAAAAUCAUUUGAAGUCCUCCGCUAGACUUCACACUAGAUUUUAGAUGUCUGCUAAAUUACAUUUUAAUGUGCACCAAGUAUUUAAAGCCUGCAGUCAGUUAGCACUGCAUGAACAAGGCAUUUAUUUUAUAAAUCAACAUUUAGUCAAAUAGAUUAAUGAAAGGAUCAACAAAUUGACUUUUAAUUAGCAUAUGCAGCAUUUAUUUAGCAUAUGCAGUGAAGUUCAUAAAUAUGGAUGACUUGUUAGUUUAAGAUGCUUUUAUGAUUAUUUAUUAAGUAUCAAUGCUUUUAUUUCAGUGAUGUUGUUUGUUAUUAUUUAGGGACAUUAAUAAGCACAUUAGUAAAUACACAGCAGUGCUUUUGGCUAUUAUUUAUUUACACCUUACCUGACCUUUAACCUUUGCACAGGAGCACCUCUACUGCAUUGUUUAGCUUGUUUUUACUAUUUUUAUGUUAGAAGCUGAUUGUCUAGGUGUUUUUUUUUUUACAAUUUAGAUUCAAUCUUAUUUAGAGUUGGAUUAACAAACUCUGGAUUAAGAUAUAUCUAAAACUAAACAGAAUUGUCGAGCUCAAUGUCAUUAAUAUGCAAUACAAUCAUGUAUAAGCUAGUCAGUCUGUAUAUAUAUAUUUUUUUGAUCCAACCUGAACCUUACUUGAAAAAGGAAAUGGUUGUUCUUUCUUUAUUUGUGCCAUUUACAGUUUUGAACCUCGCACUGCACUUUGCCCAUUUUUACUUUUUCAUUUGUAGUUUGUGUAGCUGCU
This is a messenger RNA of Sinocyclocheilus grahami, 2785 nucleotides long. Its product is annotated as protein DENND6B-like. Gene Ontology annotation, cellular component: recycling endosome. The transcript has 21 exons. Gene Ontology annotation, molecular function: guanyl-nucleotide exchange factor activity. The record is from RefSeq and is a predicted model, not a curated record. NCBI's taxonomy places the organism in Eukaryota, Metazoa, Chordata, Actinopteri, Cypriniformes, Cyprinidae. Bases 2 to 1765 code for a protein of 587 amino acids.